GCGAGUUGUGUAUCAGAUUCACCGAGACGCCAAAGAAGCCAGCGGUAGGUUUAGCCAGGCUAGAUUACUUUUAUUAUUAUCCUACAAGUGGCUCCGUCCCGAUCGCAGAGAGUCGUCUGUUCAGUCCAUCGUGUGUAAGUCAGAUCUUUCUCCAGGUCGUAGCUGGCUUGUGGAGGAUGCCCAAGGAACCCAGUGAAUCAUCCAGUGAGGCGAGCAAGAAGAUGGACGGUAAAGGGUCAGAGGAUUCCGAAGGUCAGACGGAGGCGUCAGAAGAGAUGCUGCGUAAAAGAAUCAGAACGAACACGCCGAGCCCUCAUCGAACCCCGCAGUCAAGCCCACCCAAGGCUGUGUCGAUGGAAGAGCUGAUGGAGACUGCUAAAGGAGUGACUAACAUGGCGCUGGCUCAUGAGAUUGUAGUAAAUGGUGGUUUUCAAGUUAAAGCCCCUGAGCCAGCCGAGGGAAGUUUAGAGAAACGGGUUAAGGAAAUUAUGCACAAAGCGUUCUGGGAUUCUCUUGAGGCACAGCUGAACGAUGACCCACCAGUCUAUGACCAUGCCAUCAAACUGGUUGGGGAAAUUAAGGAGACCCUGCUGUUGUUCCUGAUGCCGGGUCAAGCGCGUUUGAUAGGGCAGAUAGAGGAAGCACUGGACUUGUCCCUCAUCCAGCAGCAGGCUGAGAACGGCGCGCUGGACAUCGGCAAGGUGGCUCAGUUCAUCAUCAACACGAUGGGGGCCUUCUGCGCCCCAUGCAGGGACGAAGAUGUCCGAAAGCUGCGGGACAUCACCGCCAUCGUGCCCCUUUUUAAGGCUAUAUUUGCAGUGUUGGACAAAAUGAAGAUCGACAUGGCCAACUUUGCUGUCAGCAGUCUCCGCCCGCACCUUCUCCAGCAGUCAGUGGAGUACGAGAGGACGAAGUUUCAGGAGUUCCUUGAUAAGCAGCCCAAUGCUUUGGAUUUCACUCAGAAAUGGCUCCAGGACACUGCAGACUCCAUGCUUGGAGAGAGUGAAGGGGGUGCAGCAGGUGCUUCUCGUUCUUCCCCUCAGCUGCUGCUCAGCGUUCAUAACCAGGCCUAUUUACGGCUGUUGAACUGGGACCAUGGCAUGGACUCCUUCCCUGAGACUGUGCUGAUGGACAGGGGCAGGUUUCUGGAGAUGCAGCUGGAGCUGGAGCAGCUGGCACUGGUGGCGUCUGUGUUGCUCAUUGUGUAUAACAGUGCGGGUGAGGCCAUCUCUGGCCUGCCCGGCCUCAUGGACCAACUUAAGAGCACCAUCAAAAUCCUGCUUGCUGAAAUGCACACGCCGUCAUUCAGAGUGGAUGAAACCUUCGCAGCCAUUGGAGAGAAGUUGUGCUUGGAACUAGGAGAAUGCCUGUCUCAGCAUGGGUUCUCACCUUUCCACACAGACAGACAGAGUGCCCUCAAAGGCCAAAUAGCAGCUGUCAAGUCCCAAGACAACCCCAUCCGUAAACUGAUUGACUCUCGGAUCCAGGCCUAUCUCAUUGGCUUCCUGGAGUUCAGCCCUCAUAGGAGUCCCCCACCCCUUCCUGGAGGUCUGGCACCCAUCAGCAAAGAGCUCGAGGAAGCUGGAGUCAGACUGAGUCGCUUGGUUAACUUCAACAAGCUUGUCUACUCGCCGUUCUACCAUAAGAUCCUACAGGACAUUCUUGAGCCCAGGGAAGCUGCAGACACUUAAGCAGUUUGCCUGAGCUGACAACUAGAAUGAACCAAGCAGUCUACCGUAGGGUCAUAGGAACAACUGUGUUAAUGGAAUUGCUGAUUAUCUCCCCAAAGCUCACCUGCUGUCAAUGCUAUCAAGGGAUUUAUGUCACAGAUUAAACAUUUCUGACUUCUUCUCACUGCAGUUAAUAUCAGGGAUGCUCAGAAAUGCAUCCAAACAUGGCAUUUGGGCCAAGUUUGGGUCAGCUGAGGUUAAUGAAUUGGUUUUGGAGAAGAAUCUAAUGGAUGAUUUUUUUUGUUUUGUUUGUUUGUUUGUUGUUUUUUCCCCCUUCUUUUUUAAAAUGCCAUCAUACUGGGACCUUUUGACUUUCAGUUGAAGGUACGGGCGAAGUAGUGUUCUUAUGUUUAGAUAAUAAAUCAGUUUCUGUCACUAUAUGAGAGUCACUGGCUGUCAUCUGUCACCUAAAGCAGCUUUUUUGUUGUUGUUGUUGUUGUUGUUGUUGUUGUUGUGGCUUUUCAAAAGUCCUGCCCCAGGCCUGCAUCCUUUCAUAGUCAUGUAAAUGCUAUGAACAUAUUAGAAACAGCCAGACUGUAAUGGAAAUGUCAUCCACAUGCCAUUCAGGGUGCUUUCCUGUCCCCUGCACCUUCCAGGGUGAAGUACUGUAGCUGUGAUUGACACGGAUUAAUAUCCCCUUUAACAAAAUAACAACAGCUCAAAGUUACAUGGUUCUUCAUCAGUUUAUUGACCCCUUGUUUGAGCAGAAAAUAGGCUGGUGUAUUGUGAGAGAGCCACUCGCUGACAGUGUUGUAUGGGUUAAGCGAUAAAGAUGUAGAGAAUUUGACUGGUGCCUUACUUUGUGGAGUGCCAGCCUCGGUUAAAUGCACACUGCUCUCUUCCCAGUUCAGGUUAAGCUGGUUUUAAUUGUCCUCUUGUUUCCAGAAAGAACACCUAACAUAAUCUUUUUAAACAGCUUCUUUUCUAUAGACAGUGUUUUUAUCUAAAACAUAAAGCUGAGCACGCUUUGCAGAAAGGUCUUUCUCAUUGCUAGCGAAUCUGUCUGUUUGUCUGUCUCUGUCACGCUGUGUUACAAUGCAGUAUUUAGAAAGUUCUGUCAGUGACUUUAAUGGAAAUAGAUGCACAGCACUCUAACAAACAUCAGAGUUAGAACAUCGCUCUGUGCUGUAAAUUGUUGGUCUCAGCAGAGUAAUAUAUAUACGUCAUAUUUUUCCUUAAAGUAUUUAUGAGAGGGGCCAAGACAUUAAAGGCUAUGGUGACAAAGCAUCUUACCUGUAUUUUAACAUAUCCAGUCGCAUUAUUUACUCAGCACCUUUAAGCGUCCAGAAAAGUCCAAACUUAUGUGUACGUGGGAAACAUUUCCAACAGCUUCUCUUUGCAAUCCCUGUAUAGAUGCUGUAUAGAUGACGUUGCUUCUCAUCACUGUGUACGGUAAAAUGUUGUUUUGCUAUGUGUCAGAAAUUCACAGCUUUAACCUGACAGAUUUCCUGAAUAAACAGGACUGCAGCCAU
Pygocentrus nattereri (red-bellied piranha) is the source of this 3202-nucleotide messenger RNA. RefSeq names its product t-complex 11, testis-specific-like 1 (gene tcp11l1). Gene Ontology annotation, biological process: signal transduction. The record is from RefSeq and is a predicted model, not a curated record. Lineage: Eukaryota; Metazoa; Chordata; Actinopteri; Characiformes; Serrasalmidae. The transcript is spliced from 10 exons. The coding region runs from base 177 to 1691 and encodes 504 amino acids.